Molecule: messenger RNA, 6154 nt
Organism: Trichomycterus rosablanca
Lineage: Eukaryota; Metazoa; Chordata; Actinopteri; Siluriformes; Trichomycteridae
Gene: trim3b
Product: tripartite motif containing 3b
Exons: 14
Coding region: 145-2532 (795 amino acids)
Biological process (GO): negative regulation of translation; proteasome-mediated ubiquitin-dependent protein catabolic process; protein polyubiquitination
Molecular function (GO): zinc ion binding; ubiquitin protein ligase activity; translation repressor activity
Source: RefSeq, a predicted model, not a curated record
GUGAACCAGACUCAGACUCGGGAUCCUGUUGUUGUUGUUUAGUCCCUGAACCCAAGUGGAACAUUAGGAACAGGAAUGAAGCCUGCCUGAGAUCUCCAGACCUUCUGUGUUAAGGUGUGUUCCGGCCCCGGGCCCUCUCCGUGAAUGUCUGUCACCAUGGCCAAGCGUGAGACCGGCAGCGCGAGUCCAGUGGUGCGACAAAUAGACAAACAAUUCCUCGUCUGUAGCAUCUGCCUCGAUCACUACCACAACCCCAAAGUUCUGCCCUGUCUACACACCUUCUGUGAAAGGUGUUUACAGAACUAUAUCCCACCUGAGUCGCUGACCCUGUCGUGUCCGGUGUGCCGACAGACCUCGAUCCUGCCUGAGAAAGGCGUGGCGGCGCUGCAGAACAACUUCUUCAUCACCAAUCUCAUGGAGGUGCUACAGAGGGACCCGGAGUGUUCCCGGCCCGAGGCCUGCAACAUGCUGGAGUCGGUGAGCGCCGCGGCUGCUGGGAAACCUCUUUCCUGCCCCAAUCACGAGGGAAAGGUGAUGGAGUUUUACUGCGAGUCGUGUGAAACAGCCAUGUGUCUGGACUGUACCGAGGGGGAACACAGAGAACAUGUCACGGUUCCACUGAGGGACGUUCUGGAGCAGCACAAAGCAGCACUACAGAAUCAGUUGGACACCAUUCGGAACAGGCUACCUCAGCUCACAGCAGCUAUUGAGCUGGUGAACGAGAUCUCCAGGCAGCUGAUGGAGAGGAAGAAUGAAGCCGUGAACGAGAUCAGCUGCACGUUUGAGGAACUGGAGCGAGCGCUGCACCAACGCAAAGCGGCCCUGAUCUCAGACCUGGAGAACAUCUGCAGCUCCAAACAGAAGGUCCUGCAGUCCCAGUUGUCGUCUUUGCAGCAGGCCAAGGAGCACAUCGAAAGCAGUUGCAGCUUCACCGAGCAGGCUCUGAACCACGGCGGUGCUGCCGAGGUGCUCCUCGUCCAGAAGCAGUUAGGGGAGCGCGCGGGCGCUCUGGCGGGCCACGCCUUCCCAGAACGGCCGCACGAGAACGGGCACCUGCAGUGCCGCCUGGAAACCGAAGGCCUGCGUCGCUCCAUCCAGAACCUUGGUGUAUUUAUCACGACCAGCGCCGUGGGACACACCAGCGUGGCCACAGGAGAAGGUCUGAGACACGCGGUCAUCGGCCAGCACAGCACCGUCACCGUCACCACCAAGGAUAAGGACGGAGAGCUGGUGCGAUCCGGUAACGCUCUUCUCAAGGCUGAAAUCACGGGACCGGAAGGAGCCCGCGCGGCCGAGGUGGACGUAGUGGACAAUAAAAACGGGACGUACGAAGUGGGAUACACGCUCAGGAGCGAGGGAGAGUAUUCCUUCGCGCUGAUGCUGUACGGGCAGCCUGUGAGAGGAAGUCCGUUCAGACUGCGCGCGGUGAAGCCCAGCGACGUUCCCCAGUCCCCUGAAGACGUGAAGAGGAGGGUGAAGUCGCCCAGCGGCAGCGGCGGACACAUCAGACAGAAGGCUGUGCGGCGACCGUCCAGCAUGUACAGCAACACCAAGAAGAAGGAGAAUCCCAUCGAGGACGAGCUCAUCUACAGAGUAGGGACGAGAGGGAGAGAGAAGGGCGAGUUCACUAACCUUCAGGGAAUCUCCACGACCAGCUCCGGCAGAGUCGUGGUGGCGGACAGCAACAACCAGUGUAUACAGGUGUUCACGAAUGACGGACAGUUCAAGAUGAGGUUCGGAGUGCGAGGUCGAUCACCCGGUCAGCUGCAGCGACCGACGGGAGUGACCGUCGACAUGAACGGAGACAUCAUCGUCGCCGAUUAUGAUAAUCGAUGGAUUAGCAUCUUUUCAUCAGAAGGGAAGUUUAAGAAUAAGAUCGGCGCCGGGAGGCUGAUGGGCCCCAAGGGCGUGGCGGUUGACCGUAACGGCCACAUCAUCGCCGUGGAUAACAAGGCCUGCUGCGUCUUCAUCUUCCAGUCCAACGGGAAACUGGUCACCAAGUUCGGGGCCAGGGGUUCGCUGGAUAGACAGUUUGCAGAUUCCAGUGUGAGGACAGAUGCAAGAGAUAAAAGAGCGAGGAGCCUUUCCAGAUCUUUCAGGACGACAGAAAAAACUGGUUCAAACUUUGCACAGGAGUCUAAGCUUAGUAAAUCUGGCUGUGGGUUCAGUCCGCACUUUGUGGCCGUCAACAACAAGAACGAAAUCGUAGUGACUGAUUUUCACAACCACUCUGUGAAGGUGUUUAACGCUGACGGUGAAUUCCUCUACAAAUUCGGCUCCCACGGUGAAGGAAACGGCCAGUUUAACGCUCCUACUGGAGUGGCUGUGGACGGAAACGGGAACAUUAUCGUAGCCGACUGGGGGAACAGCAGGAUACAGGUGUUUGACAGCUCAGGAUCCUUCCUGUCCUACAUCAACACGAGUGCGGAUCCGCUGUACGGUCCACAGGGCUUGGCGCUGACCUCUGAAGGUCACGUGGUCGUCGCCGAUUCGGGUAACCACUGCUUUAAGGUGUACCGUUACCUGCAGUAGUGCCGCUCGUCCUCUCCCGCUUCCCCUCUCCGAGUCCUGCUGUUCCUGUCUCAAACCCUCGACCAGCACCGGAGAUUUUCCUCUAAUAGUGUGCUGAUGCAGCAAUCCAAAAAAAACCCUACGAAGACCUUAUGAUUGUUCAGCGUGAGGAGGAGAGAGUGGUAUCAAUAAGCACACGUUUUAUUCUAUUUAUUAAUCUAGUUUGAUAAAUAAUUAAUAAUAAUGCUAUUGAAAUGAUGUUGUGUAUUUCGGUGCACUUUCUCUGAAGCCUGUAUUCAUAAAUCCUGUAUUAUUAAUGUUUAUAAUGUCUUAUAAAGCUCCAGUAUUAAGUUUAUAAAGUACUGCAGUGUUAUCUGCACAAAGUCUAAGCGGAUCCAUCUUUGUUAUUCAUUCACUGUUUGUUUUACCACCAUUUUAUACUGGUCAGGGUCACUGUGGGUCUGAUUCAUUCACAGAGCAAACACACACACACACACCUAGUAAGUAACUCCUAGAAUCCUAAAAUCCGGAAUCCUGGGGUUUGUUCCAGGCAUAGUAUUGCACAACUAGACUCUGGACCCACCAGUACCCAGAUCAGGAUGAAGUGCUUCAUAAAGAAUAAAUAGAGUUAAUAAAGUAUUUAGAAAGUACUGUGAAAUAUUGAGAAAUGAGGCUAAAAUCCUUAAUAAUAAAAAGCACAAGACACUGUCAUGACAGACGUCAUUUGUGUCGGUUCAUUUUCUUCUAAAAUAUUCUAAUAAACACUAAAUAUUUAGAAAUUAUUCUUUAAUACUUUUGCUGUUUGCAUUUUUUAUCCGUCUGAAUUAAACACACGAGACCAUAAAUGCACAUAAAUAAUAAAACAAGAGAAUUUCUAAGUUUGAAACCCUUGCAGAAAUGUUCCACCUACUGAAAAACGUCUAACUGAGCGGUAGCUCAGCGGUUAAGGUACUGGACAAGUAAUCAGGAGGUUGCUGGUUCAUUCCCCAUUACAGUUAUGCUGCUGUAUCCAGUCACAUUUAGCAUCCGCUAAAUGACACAAACGUAAAUGUACAUUUAGAUAAACAGUAUUUAAUAAUCUAACAGCACAACUAAAAAUCAAUAAGCAGGACGUGACUUUAGGGGCAGCGAUAGCGCAGUGGUUAAGGCACUGGACUAGUAAUCAGAAGGUUGUCGGUUCAAGCCCCACCACUGCCAAGUUGCCACUGUUGGGCCCCUGAGCAAGGCCCUUAACCCUCAAUUGCUAAAAAACGUGUUCAGUUAUAAUUGUAAGUCGCUUUGGAUAAAAGCGUCUGCUAAAUGCUGAAAAUGUAAAUGACAAGGCCAGAAUCUUUUUCUUAAAUAUACAGAAAAAGCAGUUGUUUUUUUGAGUCAUUGUAGAUAUUACGAAGGUUACACAUCAGCUCUACUGACUGGUAUUUGUCCGUAUUUAUUAUUCAGCACAGUUUUACGCCGGAUGCCCUUCCUUAUGCAACCCUCCUGUUUAUCUGGGCUUGGGACCUGCACUGAUGUGUCCCUCAAUGGCUAGGAUCAUGUCCCACCAUGCUUAUUUUGUGUUUGGUCAGCCCAGCCCGGGAUUCAAACCCCCGGAACUCCAUUACGCCACACGGUACCCUAGUGGGUAAGGGUUUGGACUGUUAACUGAAAGAUUAAGAGUUUGAAUCCAGGCUCUGCCAUGCAGCCACUGUUGGGCCCUUGAACAAGGUCCUUAACCCUCUCUGCUCCGGGGGCGCCGUACAAUAUCUGACCCUGCGCUCUGACCCCAGCUUCCAAACAAGUGAGGAUAUGCGAAUUUAGAGAAGAAAGAAUUUAGUUGUACUGUACACCUGUAUAUGUAUAUGUGACAAAUAAAGCCGUUCUUUAAUCUACUAUUUAUUUUCAUUUAUAAUUGUACCACCGUGAUAUUUAUUGGAUUGUAAUGAUGUAUUAUUUUCAUUUACUCAACUCAGAACUCAAAGAACACAUUUGCACAUUUAAAUAUCAAAAUAUCAAAAGUAAAUCACAUUUUCCUCAUUUUACCUGAAUGCAGGUUUCAUAGAAAUAACCACUUUUCAAUCCAGAUUAUUUACUUAAACCAGCUUUAUCACAAACUCAUCCUGUUUAUAUUUCACCCACAUCAGAUUGAGAUUUUUAUGGAUGUGUAUUUGUAUCUAAGCGCAUCAUGGUGUUCUGUAAAUAAUGCAUCUGUACGUAUGUGUAUGUAUAUAAGAGAAUAUGAAUUAUAUAAUGUAUGUAAUCUGUGAAGGUCUCAUAUCUGAGUUCUUAUUAGUAUACGUCUCUGUUUAGUUUAGCUAAUCUGAUCUGGCAGAAACUCCUUCAGUCCUUUUUCUUUCUCUUCUGUUUUUUUUUUAAAGAUCAAGACGUGGAGCCAAAAAAGGACUUAAAGUCCUAUUUAAAGUCGUCGUGCUAUUUUCUGUGUGAAAGUGUCCCAAACAAAGGUUCAGAUGAACAUCUCUAUCUAUCAUGUCACCGUGUGUUUGUUUGCAGGUAUAUAUUGUGUUGAAUAUAUAAACAAAUCUGUAUAUAUUCAUUUGGAUUUAUAUUACCGGUGUUUAGAUCAUUGUGAUUUAAGUGCGGAAGAGAACAAUGUCAUCAGAGCAGUAUUAAUUUAAUGACUUUUUUAGUAUUAUUUAUUUUGUGUAGGCUGUAUGGGCACAGUCCCUGCCAGCCACAGCGUACAUUGUUUAUACAUUUUUGUUGUUUUUGCUGCACUAAAUUCUUUAUACUCUUUAUCAUAAACCCUAUUCAAAUGGGAUGAAUUAAAGGUAAUGGGAUGAGCAAGAUUUCCUGCACCUUAUUAUUAAACCUUAUUAAUUUAAAUGUAUUUCCUGAUAAGCCCUGGUGUUUUGAAUAUAGAAAACUUAUUUGGAUUAUUUACAUGAUCUAGUGUUAACUGGUUAAAGGAUCAAUAAUUUAAAUUAGAACUAUUAUGAGCACUUUUCAGUCUUUAAACUCUUUCUUGUUCUUACACAGAGAUAGUUAUACUAUACAUUUAUACUAUAUUUAUCUAUCUAUAUUUACAUAUCAACAGGCCAGUGUGAUUAGUUUUCAUAUCAGCCAGGCAGGAGCUUCAUCUAAUACCACUGAUCUGUAAUUUGACGACCAAUCUAAAUCCCAUUUGAAUAGGGAUACAGAUGUGUGAAGUGCUGGUUAGAGUGUAAUCCAAUACUUUACCAUGGUAAAGCAUCACUGUGUGACCUUUCACAUGUACAUAAAAUACAUCUGAGAGGUAAAAGGUUUGUGGUGAGCAGUGUUGCCACUCCUUGGGAUUUUUCCCAAGAUUUUGGGAUUUGGGGGGUCGACUUGCUUUAUUUUUUGGGGAUUUUGACAAGUAAUCUUGGGAUUUUUUAACAAUCUGCCUGCAAUUUUAUGAUCUCCAGACAUAAAUAAGAAAUGGCAAAGCGUACAACUAUUAAAUAAUAACCUUUGGUCGUUGAUGGCCAUUUCUACAGCUAAUCAGAUUAGACAGGACACUCUUUGAACAUACGUUAUAUAAAUCUUCGGUUACUUGGAAUUUUUAGUACAAUCUUGGGAAUUCUUAAAAUAAAGAGUGGCAGCACUGGUGGUGAGAGAACGUUGUGUAGAUGUUGCUUAAUAAUCUCCACACAGUCUGUUCCAAUAAAGGUUCCAAUACGAGAGUGAA